GGAGCUGUUUGAAGAGUGGUAAGAGAGACGCGAAUGGAGCGCAAGCUUAUCACCUGAUCACGUCAUUUGAGGCAAGGAGGAGAGCGGAGCUCCUCGAAAUACUUGCCAUUCAGCUAGAUGAGCAGUAAAGUUGGUCUGAGGCAAGAAAAGCGGACGCUACUGUGAUAUGCCCAAAUCCUUCCUUGUGAAAAAAACCUCUCGCACCAAGAGGAGACUCGAAGAGGAGGAAGCAAGCGACGGUGAGUGCCUUUCCGCAUUGCAAUAAACCUUGCAGCUGACAAACUUGUCAAAGGUCAUCCGGCCAAUUUGCCCAGCUUUAGAACACUUAAACUUCAGAUUUUAUUUUGACCCCACUGCAUGUGUACCAUAUGCAAUUUCCAACAAUUUUACUCAAUCUUAUUAAAUUAAUUUAAUUAAUUCUUCGUUUGAGAAAAAGUCCCGCAGUUUUUUGGGUCAGCGCUUUUCUCGUGCCUUAAAGAGGUUUGUUUAAUGGAAUUGUCUUGAAGUUGACAAGAGUCUUCUUGAUUUUUUUUUUUCUAUUUUUUGUAAUAAACGUUGUCUAGUAAAUUUGUUCUUCAGUUUUCUCUUCCAGUGCAAUUUUCCUCCUCUCAUUACUUCAGUGGGAGAGUAUGCAAAAGUGUAAUCACACACAAACAUGAAUAAUUCACCUUUGCCGUUGCUCUUCAAGCGGAACUGUUGGACUUGGGUCGUCUUUUCAGUUUCAUUCCUGGAAAUAAUUUUAAGGAAAUUCUUCUUAUUUUUAAUCAGAUAAUGAAGAAGUUUCAGACAUCAACGAGGAAGGAGCACAAGAUACAAAUCUUGAAUCGCACGCCACCGGUAUGUUUACAAGUUUUGUUGACACUUUUACCUGUAGGACCCUAGACUUUAAAAUGGCGAUCACAGCUAAAAGUCAUGAAAGAAGGAGCCCGUUCGAUUGAAAAAUAGACCCUUUACUUAAAAUAAAAUCAAAGUUCAAACGUUAGAAGUGAGGAUUAAUUUUUGUGUAACGAACAUUUCAAAGUCAAUUCGUUUUGCUUAAUUGCAUGCCAUUAAGACUUUCACCCAAUGGCUCGACAGUUUCGCCAGGUAAAACAUGACUAUAGUGUUUUAACCUUGGUUGGAGCAAAUGAAUGUUAGUUUUAUUGCUAGAAUGUGAUUUCUACGCACAGAAUAGUUGGUUAAUGUUAUAACCUUUAUGGAAGACUGAUAACGUUAAAAUAGUUAAGACUUAGAAAGGGCCUGUGUCCGCUGUUUGGGAGUCAACAAGCAUAACGUUAAACAUUUGAAAUUCUGCGACGACAACGCUUUACAAGGUUGAAAAGUGAACUAUUGUCGGAAGUAUACCUUCAACGGAAAUAACAGAUCUGUCUCAAAAAUGGGGCAAGUUUUUAUUUAUUAGCUGAGGAAAAUUUGCUCGGUAGAAGGAAUAACGUAAUUAAAGUUACGCUACCGAGAUUUGAAGUAGAUUCAACGAGUCAAGUGUUUUAAAGUAAAACAAACACUCUACCUUUCCAAAGCGUGAAGCAUAAAGAAACAUUUGGUUCGUCAGAUUUUAAUUAAAAAGAUAAAAGAACGCUAACACGAGCUGCAAAUACAACUAAAAAUGUUUUCUUUAAGCUUAACUCGCGGAUUCAAAGACUAGAAUGACCGUGUACAGCAAAAUCAGGGAUAGUGCCACAGAAACUGCUAAUGCCUCUUUCUUGUUACUGCUUAACAGCUUUUUCAGAAACCAACCUGCAACAGUGAUUGGUUUUCAAUCACUGUCUCAAUUUAGUUAAUACGAUUAUAUAAUUGUAGUCCUGGUGAGGUUUUAUUUACAGUGUCAAUAGUUCAUACUGGCGCCCUUUCAAAGUCUGGUACAACUCGCCUUGCUAACAAAUUUUCUAAUUUCGCGCCAUUUUCUCCUUAAUAAGGCUUUGUAAAUUCAGUGGUUUUUGUUUAGAAACUACAUUAAAGCCUAUCCAAAACACUGAAUUGUAGGUCUAGUAUGAAGCUGUUGAAAAAAGUUGGAUUAACAACCAAUCAUUGUGGAAGAGUUAUUUUUUUUCUCACUAUGCACAGUACAAUCAAAAGUUCCUCUGCAUGUAAGAAUUUAGUCUACAUUUUUUAUAAGUCGCAGUCAGUAAAUAAAUUUUGAAAAACGUUGGAAAACGCCAACUGAAAAACAAAAGCUACUUCACAAAUGAAAAUACCUUGGAUCACGUCAUGACACGCUAACUGAAACACUCCAAGGGUAAAGCUUGAGAUAACAUAACACUAGCAAUGGUGUAAUAAGUUUUUUAUACCUAGCAAUUGAGAAAAAAACAAACAACCAAAUAUAUAAUUUUACGAACAUUUUCAGCGGUUUUCCAUUCCGAAACAAACUACUAUCAGCAUCGGACAAAAUUUGAAUUACCGUGGUGCUUGCGUUGAUGUUAGACUUGGCCACUUUCUUGUAUCCUGAAUCCUUACUUGCAAAAUCCUUGUCAGCUGUGAAUCUAAAGUUUGAUUUUUUCAUGUAACACAAGGAUUAAUUAACAGGCUUUUUUAACCCGGAUAUACCCGAGUACAGGAUAGUAUCUGCCGACCAAUUUCGUAUCUGUCAGAAGCUUUCAGCGCAGUUUUUUGGGACAUUCAGCUUUCAAAGCUGCCUGAUACUUGACUCUCAAUUGUUUCAUUGUUUAAUCACCAAAGUUUAGCUCAAAAGAGUUGUCAUCUCUCAGCAGUAAUUUUUUUUACUGGGCUUUGGUUAAAACAAGUGGAUAUGAGCCAAAAAUAAUCAUAUGACCUUAUCAUCUCAGCCAUGGACACAUAUAAAUGUAAGAUAUCAAGUUAAGCCGAGAUUUCCAAGUUGGGUUUCUUGAAAAUGAUUUUUUAAAAGAUUUAAUUGUUUUUUUCAGGUGAUGUGGCGAUUCAGUGUAACUUGGAAAACUCACAUACACUGCGCGUCAGCACUGGUGGGAACGAAGCGGCUACUUUUCCCGCGCUUGACACACGCGGACUGCAUACGCUUGCGGAACUGUGCUUACGACGCGCCGACUACGAGUUUUGUACACAGACAAGCAAGAUAGACAAAAGAGACAACGAAGUAAACAAGCAUGAAAGCUUUAGGGAGCCUUACGAUAAAUUGCAUGACCCUAGGUUUAAAAGGCGAGUUAGCGAUAGUUUUGCCAAUGUAAAGAGAGAGCGAGUAAACUUUGAGGCUAAAGAAAGUGCCGAGGAAAAGUGUGAAGAUCUGAAAGAAAGAAAAAAGCAAGCGGUGAAACGUGCUAGCAAUGUUUCGGAUGAUAACGGCUCAACAAGACUCCAUAAACUUGAAGAAGAACUAGAGAAGAUGUUACAGUAAGUUUUCUUUCAUGUUUUUCUUCUGGUCACUAAUUAUUUGAUUUCAGCAGGUUAAUUUUCAGUGGCUUUAUCAGCAGGGAGAAAAUAUUCUUUUUUGUUAACUGGUUAAUACAAAAAAAGGAGUUUAAUUAGCAUUGUCAGCCAAUCAAGAAGAGUAUUUAAGGUAUUUAUCCGAGUAAGCGCCUGGGCGCUUAUUUAAAUUACCUUUUAAAAAGGCAGGGAAGGUUUGAUUAGCUGCGUUUGAGCCACCAAGAUAUUUAAUACAGUCGACAUCAGGGUAACUCGAACCUUUUAUAACCUCCCACUAACUCGAAGCAAUUUUCAUUUCCCUUGAGAUCGUUUUCUACAUAAUUUUUCUCUCGGUAACCCGAACUUUUUUCUAGAGCCAAUUACUGCUUUUUUCUAUUUCCCUUGAAGUUUCGAAUUAUCAGGAGUCGACUGUGGGAGACUAGCUUAGACAUAACAAUUUCACUCGCAAUUCUCUCACUUGCACUUGCGUUGCAGGUAUAGCAGUGUAUAGUGUAAAGUAAAUCUUAUAACACGAUAAAUUUCUCAGGGGCAAAGAAGAGAUUAUUGGACGCGAGAUUCGAGAUUUUAUGGAGAACAACAAGGCUUUGGAAAAGGAGCUGAUCGAGGAGACCGGCGUGUCCCAAACUGAGAUCAAUAAAUAUCUCCACGAAAGUGUUCAUCUGAAUGAGGACAAGCGGAAGAAUCUGUUUCGUUGGUAUUUAGAGAAAAAGCUUAGUAGAAUGGAAUCAGGUACAACCUCCAUCUUCAUAAGCACUAAAACUAGUUGCUAUCAUUAUUUAGAAAAAAAAUGAGAAGUAAUUAGAAGGUGUUUUAUACCAUCUAUUGGGUAUUUCUGACAGGAUUUCUUUCAUUUUCUUUGAUUCGCAGUGCGUUUUCUGACGUUUAGCUUAGUGGUGCGUGUAUUCCUCAUCAAUAGAAGCGACUCAGAUUGCCUAAAUCUAUCGCUAAGCUGUUUGUCAGGGAUUAUUUCGUUUGAGCUUCUGAAGCAAAAUUAAAAAAACGCAAUAAUUUGUCUUAAGUUGUCUAGCUUAGAAGGUACAUGCCUUUCAGAGACCCUAGCGUCAACGCAGUUAAACAAAUUUCGCUUACUCUUCUUGACGAUAAUUAAAGAAAGAUUUCGUCACCGCUGAGACCUUUCAGUUGUUUCAUCGCCCUAAAUUUGAACCACUUUUUUAUUGGGUGGUUGAUCAAGAGGCGAAUGAAUUUGAAAAUACCAUAAAAUUCCGAAAAUAAGGCCCGGGGCUUAUAUUUUUCAAAGGCCCUUUUUGAGGGGCUUAUAUUCGGAGGGGCUUAUUUAUGGAGGGAAAUUUGCGUUUGAAAAUCGAUUGGGCUAGCCUUAGAGUUGGAAGGAAAUUGACCGUUUUUGCUUUAUUUUAGUUUGUAUUUGAGGGCAAUUUCCAAAAACAAGCCCCCGGGGGGCUUAUAGUCGGAGGGGCGAUUUAACGGAGGGUUUUUUGCGUUACGAGUUUGGGGGGCUUAUAUUUGGAGGGGCUUAUACAUGGAGAGGCUUAUACACGGAGGGGCUUAUUUUCGGAAUUUUACGAUAUACCUUUGCCACUUCAUUGAUCCAUCCCCGACAAAACAACAGAAAAAUUCAUUUUUCCUCUUUCUUACGCGUUUUGGUUUUUGCUUUCUUUGAAGAUGACGAGAGCUACACGUGUUACAAAUGUGGUAAAAUCUUCGCUUAUGAGAGUUACCUAGAGCGCCAUGUUAAGUACGUAUGUCCUGACAAAACAGGCCGCACUUGGAAGUGUUCUUACUGCAGUAAGGCAUUCCAGUAUCCUUGUUAUCUGCGGAGGCAUAUGCGGUCACAUACAGGUAAGAAUCUUAAAGGUGUAGGGUCCUUUGUAAAAGCCUGAACUCAACCUUGAGAAGACACUACCAAUGGAACUCUUUCCUUUGUGAGGUUAAACUAGGAAGCUUAGGAAACGAAAAAAAAGACGUCUAAAAACAACAUUAUCAGUGAGAAAAUGACACAGUUACUUUCUAGGUACAUCACACUUUUCACUACUUUUCUUUGCUGUUCUCUACGAAUAUUAUGGAGGAACGAGGGUAAAAUUCACAUGUGGUGAGCCUAAUUAAUGUCUAUGAGCAUUUCUUGCUCAUAAAUCUCAGGUGCGUAUGAAGUUCCACAUUUUAACGGGAUAUCCUCCGAACUUGCUUGUAAGCAAGCAAUGUAAGCAAUGUAAGCUAAUGGUUUUCUUCUCCUUUUAGGGGAGAGUCCUUACAAGUGUACGCAAUGUUCGCGGGCGUUCGUUCGUUCUACUGAUCUUCAAAGACACUUACGCAAUCACACAGGAGAGAAACCUUACAAAUGCCAAGAAUGUUCUAGAGCGUUUGCACGCUCUACGGACCUAAAGCGGCACAUGCGCACUCACACGGGAGAGAAACCGUAUAAAUGUUGGCAGUGCUCUAAGGCUUUCUCUCAGUCUGGCAGUCUGCAGACUCAUUUACAUACGCAUUACAAGGAGUCCUUGCAAAUGAAAGGAGUGAUUCCUGACAAGAACAAAAGGUCCUAA
Porites evermanni is the source of this 5873-nucleotide messenger RNA. Lineage: Eukaryota; Metazoa; Cnidaria; Anthozoa; Scleractinia; Poritidae. The record is from the annotation of a GenBank genome assembly.